This is a messenger RNA of Ascochyta rabiei, 1632 nucleotides long. RefSeq names its product CDP-diacylglycerol--glycerol-3-phosphate 1-phosphatidyltransferase. Gene Ontology annotation, biological process: cardiolipin biosynthetic process. Gene Ontology annotation, cellular component: mitochondrion. The coding region runs from base 1 to 1632 and encodes 543 amino acids. The record is from RefSeq and is a predicted model, not a curated record. The transcript is spliced from 2 exons. NCBI's taxonomy places the organism in Eukaryota, Fungi, Ascomycota, Dothideomycetes, Pleosporales, Didymellaceae. Gene Ontology annotation, molecular function: CDP-diacylglycerol-glycerol-3-phosphate 3-phosphatidyltransferase activity.
AUGAUAAUAAGAGGUUGUCUGAGAUCGCAACUACCCAGAGUUGCUGCAAAGAGGUCAUUCAGGACUGUCGCACAGCCCGCAAGAACAGCAAGACGAUAUUCGACAGCAAAUGCGCCUCCUAUGGCUUCAUCAACACCACAAAGUCAGGCUUCCAUGCUCGCUACAAUCACGACGGAUUUGGACAGGAUAGCGCCGAGAUUUGAAAUGCAGCCGGACCAGAUCACUAUCAUCCAGUCGCCCGCAGAAUUCUACGAAACACUCAAAUCCAAGAUUUCGAAAGCCCAGCGUCGGGUCUAUCUUUCGACGCUCUACAUUGGCAAGACGGAGCACGAACUCAUUUCUACAAUCCGCACGGGACUGCAAAACAACCCCAGCCUACACGUUUCCUUCCUUACUGACUCUCUCCGUGGUACGCGCGAAACUCCUAACCCAUCAAGUGCAUCCCUCCUCGCUCCUUUGAUUACAGAGUUUGGUGCAGACCGAGUAGAAGUGCGUAUGUACCACACGCCUAACCUUACCGGCCUCCGAAAGAAGUUUAUACCUAAGCGCAUUAAUGAAGGUUGGGGUCUGCAGCACAUGAAGUUAUAUGGAGUAGACGACGAGAUCAUUAUGUCAGGCGCAAACCUCAGUUCGGACUACUUCACCAAUCGGCAAGAUCGAUACCAUCUUUUCCGUUCUAAGGAUCUAACGGACUACUUUGCUAAAAUUCAUGAUGGUGUUGCAAAAUUAUCCUUCGACAUCCAGCCCUCCGACAAAGAAGGUAGUGGUGGAUACACAAUGACCUGGCCAUCCGGUAACCCCGCCCCUUCACCACUCGACUCGCCCAGCAAGUUCAAGGCAGGCGCAUCAAAACACCUCAGCCAUCUUUUGACUCCUUCCAACUCUCCACCUACAGCUCAGUCAGCAGCAGCGAACACAACAACAAUCUACCCCGUCCUCUCCCUUGUCCCCCUCCUCUCAACAUCUACCGAACUUCCCGCCCUGACCAAAAUCCUUACAUCCCUCACUCGCCCACCCUUUACCGGCUCGACAUGGACGUUCACUGCUGGCUACUUCAACAUGACGUCUUCUUUCCGGCGUCUCCUGCUCUCCACACGCCCACGCAGUGGCACCGUACUGACAGCGCACCCGCACGCAAACGGCUUCUACGGAUCAGCAGGCGUAAGCGGCAUGCUUCCCGAUGCGUACACGCAUCUCGCCAAAAUGUUCCUGCGUAAAGUCAAGCACGACGACCUAUCCUCCAGCAUCACGCUGAAAGAGUGGAAGAAGGGCAUGGUGAACCAAGAAGGCGGAUGGACGUACCACGCUAAAGGGCUUUGGGUGUCCUUCCCUUCAGCUUCCCCUUCAGCAGAUGUUGAAGCCGACGCCGUCGAGAAAUUCCAAGAGCCCAGCCUCACGGUCAUCGGUUCGUCAAACUACACGAAGCGUUCCUAUGAACUCGAUCUGGAAGCUAAUGUCAUAAUCGCAACGAGUGAUGCUGGAUUGAGGCGCCGGUUGGGCGAGGAGGUGGCGUGGCUUAAUGAGCAUGCUAAGCCUGUCGAUGAGAGUGAGUUUGAGAAGCCGGAGCGCAAAGUUAGUGUUGGGGUCAGGCUGAGCAUGUGGGCUGUGAGGGUGCUUGGUGGGGCGUUGUAG